Molecule: messenger RNA, 4338 nt
Organism: Limulus polyphemus (Atlantic horseshoe crab)
Lineage: Eukaryota; Metazoa; Arthropoda; Merostomata; Xiphosura; Limulidae
Product: rab11 family-interacting protein 4A-like
Exons: 14
Coding region: 355-1815 (486 amino acids)
Biological process (GO): endocytic recycling; regulation of cytokinesis
Cellular component (GO): cleavage furrow; endocytic vesicle; recycling endosome membrane
Source: RefSeq, a predicted model, not a curated record
AGGAUGCAGAAUGUACCUGUUCUUUCAUUUGUGGAAUUUCAACAACAUACACUUUACUACCUGGAACUUCGACCUUCCUGGUGUGCGGUUUCCUUGUGCUUUUGCACGUUUACAAGCCACAUUCGUGCAACGUGUUAGUGAAGUAGCAGUUCGUAAUGCUUAAUGCAAUCACUGUUAUACAGCUCGAACCUCGUUAUCAUAAGAAGAUGUUUUGAACAUUGAACCGGUUUUUCCAGUGUAAAGAAUCGUGGCUGUUUUAAUUAUUUGUCGGCCAACAGUUUCACCUUGUUGCAUAUUUCGGUCAGAAUUCACAUUUUCUAAAGCUGAAAUCUUAAGCAGCUUAUCUCUAAAAGUAUGGAGGUCAUAAUGCAGGAUAACCGAUCUCCACCUGCUAUACUUUGCAGUGAUGAUAGUGUCAUGUCCAAAGAUGUGUUAACUUUGACACAGGACUGCAAUACACUGGAAGGCUCCAACGAUAGCGCUCUAGCGAGAUCUUCUGGGACUAAUGUUGGUUCUCCUUUCUCUAAUAGAACACGGAGCUUCAGUGACGGGGAAGAGAAGUACGAGUGCUACGGAGAAGCUGAUGACCUUGAUGGUCACGUGAACGACCCGGGGAAUCACCUGAAUUUAGGGCAGGAUCCAAAACAAUAUCUUAGUUCAGACAGUUUCCGUAGUAGUAGUUCGGGUAGUAUUGGCAGCGGAAGGAUACAACCAUCUCCUAAUUCUGGUUUUCAGCAGCGGAGCACGUGGCUUCGUACCAGUUUACGCAGAGCAUCUGGUUCGAGCAAGCGGGUUUCGUCUAACGCAUUAGCAAGUCAGUUAUUUCGUAGUGGCACUCCAAACGGCAAUGAUCAAUCAUCCAAUCAUAGUAGACGGAGCUCAACAAGUUGUGAUUUUGAUGACACGUCUUUGGAGGAGGAUGUCCUAGAUCUUAAUGAUAAAGUGCAAAUACUUCAACAGCAAGUAACAGAUCUCACGGAAAAUCAAACAAAUAACGAUGAUCGUUAUUCUAAAGUAAAGCAAGAAAAUUCCACUCUCAUGUCAAGAAUACAUUCUUUGGAAGAGCAGAUCAAGGAAUUAGAACUUAGAUCAGAAGAUAGAGUUAAAGAUGAAGAAGCACGCAUGAAAGAACUAAUGGCUAGGUUAGAGAGAGACAAAGCUGCAGAAAUAGAGCAGUACACAAAUAGGUUGUACUCACUUCAACAAGAACACCUUGGGCUCAAGGAGGAUGUUAUUAAACUAAAAAACCACGUUGAUAGACUGAAACAGGAGAAAUCCGCGGUUCAAGAGGAGCUAGCAGAAAGUACUUCACAACUCAUCAGUCUUAGAGAAGAGCAUCAGAAACUCCUUGAAAGAACAAGAAGAGAACGAGAGGAAAUCAAUGAGGAGAAAAAAGUCAAUUCCCAGCUACUUCAACAAUAUAACAUUGAAUUAGAUGAACUAAGACGGUUCAAACAAGAGAAUACCAAGCAACCUCAAACUUCAAUACUACUGGAGUUACCUGUUCAAUACCAAGAACUGGAAGAAGAUAUGAGAAAACUCAAGGAGGAAAAUAAAUACCUACUUGAAAGUAAUGAGGAGUUACAAGCUCAGAUUUUAAACAGCCGUCUGGAACAAGGCCGCACCUUAAUUCACCAAGGACAAGAAUCUUUAGCAGUUGAAUUUGAUAAUUUGUCCAAAGAUCAAGUUAUGGAAGCUCUUCAGGAGCAAAAGGAAGUAAACACAAAGCUGAGAAGAUAUAUUGAUGGGAUUCUGUUAAAUGUAUUAGAACACUACCCUCAACUUUUGGAAGUGAAGCCGUCCAAUUCCUACUGAAAGCUUUAGAAUUGGUGUGUGAAUAGUGAUCAGUUGCUACUGUGGUCUAUAAACCAAUGUUAUUGUUUUAAGAGUAUGUAUGUAUUUUAGAAAUGAGUUAAAGCAUGAUAAGGUAAAUAUUAAGUGUUAUCUAAUACCCUAAUUAAAAAUACUAGUAAACAAAGAAGCACUGCUAUUUAAAUAUAACUACUAGUGAUGUUGAGCAUUGUAGUAGUUCACUUUUUUUUCUUGCCCUUUAACUAUCCUGUAAAGUGUUUGAGAGUCAUCUUGCAUUUAUUAAGACGUAAUUUUCCUUUUAUAUCAUUUUGCCUAGAGUACUGAGUAUGCAACUGGACAGGAUACAGAUAAUAAAAUAAGAAUUUCAUUAACUUAGUAUUUAAAAAUUUGGUAGUUUCUAAAGAAUACAAGUUAUCAGGAAGUUAGUUAAUUAUUAAACCUCUAAAGCAGCAUUUCCCAACUGGUGGUUCAUGAAAACCUAUGGGUUUGAGAUAAUUCUGAGAGGUUCCUGAGAAACACUUGGCAAUGGCAUCUUUUUCACUUUCCUAGUUCUACAGUUUUUGCCAAUAUUUUAAUUUCCUUCUAAUUUAUUAAAAUAUUUAUGGAAGGAAAUAGCUUGAUGUAGAGCCAGAUUUAAGACUAUAUUUCUCUUCUUUUGAGCUGAAUUUAAACACUGUAUUCUUCAAACCAAGUUCAGAAGUCUCGUUAGGUUUUGUUUUCAAUUUUUUUAUUAUGUUUAAGGAAUUAUAUUUCACCUUUACUGGGUACUAACUGCAAACUGAUGACAGUAUCAGAUUCGGAUUUUAUUGCAAAUAUGUUACAUACUAUGUGUUACAUAAACUUUUUAUUUUCAAUGAAUUCAACAUGUUCAAAAGCUAUUUUAAUUUAAAAAAAUUAUUAUUGUGUAAAAGGGAUUCACUGCAAAAACUAUUAUUACUCAAAGAGUUUAUGAAGAGAAAAAGGUUGGGAACCAUUGCUCUAGCACUUGUAGCUUAUUUGAAUGUCAGGUAUGUUAUGUAACUUUUGGGUUAAAUGCUUAUGAAGAGCAUUUUUUAGAGAAAGGGUAUGUAACUUAGCUUAUAAGGAUAUUUCAGAUAAUUAAAAUAACAUAGUUUACUGUAUAUAUUUUGAAUAUGCAUUUUAACAUCAAAAUAAGACUUUUGGGACACCACGGAGAUUAAAUUAAUAAAUUGCUUAUCUAAAUCUUAGGACGGGUUGUUUAUGGUAAUGAUGGGGCACUUUAUUAAAAUACCAUGCAAAUUAAGUGUACAUCUCAGACUGAAUGCAUGCAAGUCUUGGCACAACAAAGUUUUUAGUCAAUUACAUCAGCUGGAUAAAACUUUAUGAAUUUCAGACCCUUCACUGUUGUUAAGAGCUUAGCACAAUGCUGUAAAACUUCUGUAUUUAUCAGGAAGAUGACAGAAAUACUUCACAACUUUUGAAAAACCCAGUUUUUCUGGACAUGAAGACAUUUUUUUAUCAUAACAUUAUUGAGAUUUAAUAUAAAGAAUAAGACCAAAAUAAUGUCAUUUAUUUGGAUUUUAUUAAGAUAUCAUUCUAAUUGUGUGGGAGUUGUACAUGCCAACAUUUUACUGACAUUGUUACUAUACAAGUUUUUUGUGACUCUCAGUCAGCAUAAAUAUCACACUACUUCUGUGUAACUUUGAUACAAUCAGGAUGUGUGAAAAUUCAUUACUAGUAUAUGAUUUCUAAAAACAAACAAAAAAAAGAUUAUAAUUACAUUAAGAAAGUAUACAAGUUAAUGGAAUAUUCAGCUAUUGGCACUAGAUUUCCGAGAAAACAUGCAAUUCACUACUAAGUUAAUUAACAGUCAUUAAAAUUUGAAACAUUCUCUUUUUAUCAGCACAUUAACACAAUUUUUAAAUCGUGGAAAAGAAUGUUUAUUAGGAGAUUACACUAAUAGUUUUAUGUUUGAAAAUGUCACAACGUGUCCUUGUUGCUUUAUGAUGUAUGUACAUUGUAAUUUUGUCAUGCAAGUAACGAUAUUGAUAUAAAUAAUCAAAAUGUUAUCACACAGAAAAGAAACUAGUGUGUGUUACUAUAUGUGAAUUUUAAAAGUCAGCACAUUAAAGACUACAUGAGAAAUUUGACUUUUACUGACUCAUAAUCCCCAAACAAGAUAGUGAGUACUCUUCUCUCACAUUGGAUCCCUGGGAUUUGUAACUCCUUGGAUGAAACAUUUAAUGAUUUAUGGUGUGGAAUGGGGCCCUGUUCUCUUAAAUUGACUGGAGCCAACUCUCAUGAACUUCCUUUAAAUGGGUUUUCAUUAAAUGCUGAGUUUAAGUAAGUGGACCACUUUUAUUUAGCAAUCUAGAUCAUUGAAAAUAUUACACAAUGUGUAGCAAGAAGAAUCACGUUUUGAGGAAACUGUGUCUUUUAAGGACUUAUAGAAGUUAACAGUUAUACUAUUUGAGAAUGUGCACCUAGCAAUGAUCAGAGUUAAGACUGUUGGAGAACCCAAUGUGCUGUUAUGAUAAUUUCAUAUUAAAGUCAGAAUUUCUAAAA